Ostertagia ostertagi is the source of this 1770-nucleotide messenger RNA. The record is from the annotation of a GenBank genome assembly. NCBI's taxonomy places the organism in Eukaryota, Metazoa, Nematoda, Chromadorea, Rhabditida, Trichostrongylidae.
AUGCAAAAGAGUACAAGUUCUUGGUUGGGGCUGCUGCUGUCAGCGUUAAUUGAAGUAAGGCGCCUGUCGCGUCUUGAUCAAGGUACAGCCAGCAAGUUUGUAACUGUAUUCGUUCCUGAUGUAAAACCUCUCGGUCUUUCAUUCUGGCGGAAUCGAUACAAUGAAACAAGGAUCUGCCCAUUGCCGUCUGGCCGCGAACAACUGAUACGGUAUAAUGGAACUGCUGUUCCCAUUCUUUACCGUGUUGAUUAUGACGGUACUGAAUGCACGGGGCAGUUCAAGAAAGACGGAGAUUUUCGAAAUGCUAGUCAGUUUGAAGUGGACCAACUGAAAAGGUAUGGAGCAGAAAGUGCCAUCCUCUUACUCGAUAAAGGACGUUCAUUCGUAGCACGUUGGCAUGAUUAUUUGUUUUCUGACUUUCACGAUCCUUACAUCAAUGCGACUGCUGCCAUUCCAACAUUCUUUCUCUAUUCCCAUGUCUUUCAAGAAGAUAUUUUGGGCCUUGCUAAAGAUCGGAAUAUUUCGCGGCUGCAGCUGAGGUUCCAUAGGCCGUCAGAGGGGCCAAUAGACCUUUCAAUGGUGAUAGUAUGGCUUCUUGCUGUCGGAUGCGUACUAGGAGGAGGAGUUUGGGCAUUCUUUCGUCACAGACAAGUUGACGGUGAUUUCAGAGCUGGCAAGGACAAGUUGCAUGUUAAUACUACUUCAAACGCAACCUACUCAUCCCAGUCGGAUUCGAGUGGUUCCUUCGAAAGUCGUUGUAGAUGCCUUGCUAAACACUCAAAUUUCCUUGCCAUUAUCGUGUUAAUGGUUAUUCUCGUCGGAAUUCUCAUGAUUGGAUUCUUUUUUCGCCCUGUUUUAGUGACUUUUUUCAAUGUGAUGCUGGUGUUGUUUGGAUCGAUAAGCGUCUAUGCAUGCAUAAUGGCGGUGCUUUCAAAUAUAUCAUUUUGCGAGUGCUGUUCUACAAAACUGUGCACUUGGGUUCAGCAUCGUUGGAUUCCUGAUGGAAGACCAAAUUUGAUUCAAUUGAUCGUGUACACGUUUUCACUUGGUAUUUGUGUCAUAUGGUUCAUUUAUCGCCGUACACCCUACGCAUUCAUCCUCUUGGAUUUCAUCAAUGUCACACUUUGUCUUCACAUUUUAAAGUCGCUACGAUUGCCCAGCGUUAAGUGGAUCUCAGCGCUGAUGUUAUGUAUGUUCAUUUAUGACGCGGUGAUGGUAUUUGUAACCCCAUUCCUCACACGUAAUGGUUGCUCCGUAAUGUUGGAAGUAGCAACAGGUAUUGAUUGCUCAAGCAGCGGUACUGAUGGGUAUCCUAUGCCUCCCAUAGAUGCGGCAUUACCGGAAAAAUUCCCCAUGUUAAUGCAAGUGCCACACUUCGACCCAAUGUCGUCAUGUAUCGAUUUGGACAUUGAGAAGGGCUUUCAGAUGACAAUUCUUGGUCUAGGUGACAUUAUUAUACCAGGCUAUCUGGUCACUCACUGCUUCACCAUGAACGGUUUCGAAGAACGCGUGCGCAUCUCUUAUGGGAUCCUGUGUUCGAUCGGAUAUGGGCUAGGCCUCAUUCUGACUUUCUUCGCUCUUGCUCUUAUGAACAUGGCCCAACCAGCUCUAAUAUAUUUGGUGCCAUGUACACUUCUCCCGAUUUGUAUAAUGGCUUUUAUGAGAGGACAGUUCCGCUUGCUAUGGGACGGCGCUGAAGACCUUACUGAUUCAACUGCCUCCCUAAAACCAAACACGGACGACGACACGGGCCCCCAGGGUGAUUCAUGA